AUGACAGCAGCACCUUCUAGGUCUGAUGGCUUCAACUACGUCUGUACUCCAACAUGCUCGACUGAAGAUGUGGUCCUUACAGGCUUGGAACCUGUCCCAGUUCUACCCUUUGAUGAACUAUCCUUCCAAGCGUCUACUGGUGACCCUGGAGUUAGCUCGCCAACUUACCUUGUGGACCUUUGUUCUUCACCUGAGAACAAUGAGGUUGCAGGCCGUCUGAGCCAUUUUACCAUCCAAAUCCACGAGUGGACUCUCGACGAUACCAUUUUCUCUCGUCUCUGCAAUCGGUGGGGAACACCAGAUCUUGACGUCUUCACCACUCAGGCACAAUACUUACUAACCAUUUUAAUACUGGGGACAACUAGCCUCUCUCCCACCCAUUCUGCCUUGAGCAACGUAAACUCUUUCGCAACUCCGGGGAGGAGAAAAGGGCGGGAAAGGCGGGCUGAGGGGCCCCUCAGGGCGGCCUUUCUUUCUUUAAACGGUUGUCGAGGCAAAAAAAGAGAUACUUCCUCGUCCGCAGGCGGAGGUGGCGUCAAGUCGCCUGCCUUCCCCCCACACACUUUUUUUCCCUCUCGCGACGACCUUAUUUCAACAGCCACCGUGGCGGCGGCGGCGGCGGUCUCGAACCACCUGUUGGGCUCCCUGAGGCGGCAGCCCAAGAGGCUAUGGAGCCGGAGCUGGCCGAGGCUGGAUUGGGGGUGCCCCUGGUCCGUCCGCCUCUCGUCCAGCAGCGGCAGGUCCUGCCCUCCAGCGGGCGCCCCUUCUUCCCUGAGGGGAGACUACCGGGAGCUGUGUGAGCGGGCCGUGAGGGAACCCGGCCCUUUCUGGGGGGCGCUGGCCCGGGCGGAGUUGCUGUGGGACACCCCGCACCACACAGACUGCGAGUGGGAUUUCGCGCAGGGCCGCGUCCGGUGGUUCCUAGGCGGCCGCUUAAAUGUGGCGGUUAACUGCCUGGAUCGUCAUGUGAAACAGUCUCCAGACAAAGUGGCUUUGAUUUGGGAAAAAGAUGAGCCUGGCACUGAAGAGAAAGUCACCUAUAGGGAACUUCUGGACAUGACCUGCCGCCUUGCAAACACGUUAAAGAAAAAUGGAAUUAAAAAGGGGGACCGAGUCGCAAUUUACAUGCCAGUGUCUCCACUGGCAGUGGCUGCCAUGUUGGCUUGUGCUAGAAUUGGUGCUGUCCACACAGUUGUCUUUGCUGGAUUCAGUGCGGAAUCCUUAGCAGGGCGGAUCAAUGACUCUGAAUGCAAAGCAGUCAUCACCUAUAAUGAGGGACUCAGGGGAGGACGGAUCAUUGAAAUGAAGAAGACUGUGGAUGAAGCUGUGAAGAACUGUCCAAGUGUCAAGUGUGUCUUUGUGGGUCAGAGAACUGCCAGCAAAAUCCACAUGAGCAGGCAUGAUAUCCUUCUUGAAGAAGCCAUGGCUAAAGAGGCUUCCGUUUGCACUCCUGAGACCAUGGACACGGAAGACAUGCUGUUUAUGCUUUAUACCUCAGGGAGCACAGGGAAACCUAAAGGCAUCGUUCACACGCAGGCUGGCUAUCUCCUUUAUGCUGCCUUAACGCACAAGCAUGUAUUUGAUGUCAAACAAGAUGACAUAUUUGGUUGUGUGGCUGAUAUUGGCUGGAUCACAGGUCACAGCUAUGUUGUAUAUGGACCACUCUGCAAUGGAACCACCACCGUUCUCUUUGAAAGCACUCCAGUUUAUCCUGAUCCAGGUCGCUAUUGGGAAACCGUCCAAAGAUUAAAAAUUAAUCAAUUUUAUUGUGCCCCUACUGCAUUACGUCUGUUGCUGAAAUAUGGAGAUGAAUAUGUGAAGAAAUAUAACAGAUCUUCCCUAACUACCCUUGGAUCAGUGGGAGAACCGAUAAACCAUGAAGCUUGGCAGUGGUUCUACAAUGUGGUAGGAGAUGGAAGGUGUACCCUUGUGGACACUUGGUGGCAAACAGAAACUGGUGGCAUUUGCAUUGCUCCUCGACCUUCAGAAAAAGAAGCUGAGAUCAUUCCAGCUAUAGCAAUGCGGCCCUUCUAUGGGAUUAACCCAGUACUGAUGGAUGAAAAGGGCAUCAUUUUAGAAGGCAACAAUGUCUCUGGUGCUCUCUGCAUCGCACAGCCCUGGCCUGGAAUGGCACGGACUAUCUAUGGGGACCAUCAGAGAUUUGUAGAAGCUUAUUUCAAAGCUUACCCAGGUUAUUAUUUCACAGGAGAUGCUGCUUACAGAACUAAAGAAGGGUAUUACCAGAUAACAGGGCGAAUGGAUGAUGUCCUAAACAUCAGUGGACACAGGCUUGGAACUGCAGAGAUUGAAGAUGCCAUGGAUGAGCAUCCGGCAGUACCUGAAGCAGCUGUGAUUAGUUUUCCUCAUGAUAUCAAAGGGGAGGUUCCAUUUGCCUUCGUUGUACUGAAAGAUGAAAAGGCACAUCCAGAAAUAGUUGCCAAAGAGUUAAGAGAAAUUGUUGCUUCCAAGAUAGCCAAGUAUGCUGUGCCUGAUCAUGUUUUGGUAGUGAAGCGUCUUCCAAAAACUCGUUCAGGGAAAAUCAUGAGAAGGCUGCUUCGGAGAAUAGUGACAAAUGAAGUUGGUGACAUGGGAGAUACCACCACACUGGAUGACCCCAGUGUCAUUGAAGAAAUUCUUGAUGCAUAUAAGAUUUACAAAACUAAGCAUCCUAACCUGUGAUGGCAGAUCACAGAUAUUCGUUCCUGGAAGAACAAAAAGAAUUCCUGGGAAUUCUGUAUAUGCAAGUGCGGUUCAGAAGCUUUUCCUCCUCAAAAUGUUGUCUACGGGUGUGUGCUUCUUGUGUGUGCUUCAUGCCACUUCUCUAUGUUUUGCCUUGUCUUUGAAACUAGAGAAGGCAAAAUUUAGAUCCUGAAGGUUUAGGGUUUUUUUUUCCUCCAACUUUAUAAAGACUGUUAAAAUAAUGCUAUGUAAAAAUGCUAAACAUGCAUGAAUUUAGUCUUAGUAUCUAUGCCUCAAAUAAUACAGCAGUUUCCAAAGAUGUACCCAUGUUAGUUUGUCUCUUUCUAAAUAUGUAUAAUUGCACCAGGUCAAAUGUGGCCAGUACAUACAUAUGGCACUACAGUGGGGUCUCUACUUAAGAACUUAAUCCGCAUUGGAAGGUGGUUCUCAAGUUGAAAAGUUCUUAUGUUGAA
Molecule: messenger RNA, 3152 nt
Organism: Pogona vitticeps (central bearded dragon)
Lineage: Eukaryota; Metazoa; Chordata; Lepidosauria; Squamata; Agamidae
Source: RefSeq, a predicted model, not a curated record